This is a messenger RNA of Aspergillus melleus, 1731 nucleotides long. RefSeq names its product NCS2 family permease. Gene Ontology annotation, molecular function: purine nucleobase transmembrane transporter activity. Gene Ontology annotation, biological process: transmembrane transport. NCBI's taxonomy places the organism in Eukaryota, Fungi, Ascomycota, Eurotiomycetes, Eurotiales, Aspergillaceae. The coding region runs from base 1 to 1731 and encodes 576 amino acids. The transcript has 4 exons. The record is from RefSeq and is a predicted model, not a curated record. Gene Ontology annotation, cellular component: plasma membrane.
AUGGGCUUCUCGAAUUGGGUGCACGACACCAAUUACGCGGUGGCAAGGUCCCCCGUGGGACGAUGGUUUCGUCUGGAGAACUCGGGCCAUCCCCAGGAGCGUAAAGGCAGCUUCUUCUUCACCGAGAUCCGCGCCGGCCUGGCCACCUUCUUUGCCAUGGCCUACAUCAUCAGCGUUAACGCCACCAUCACCUCCGAUACGGGUGGUACCUGCGUCUGUCCGCCCGAGAGCCAGGCCGACAACUGCAACACGAACACCGAGUACCUGCUCUGCGUGCAGGAAGUGAACCGCGACAUCGUCACCGCCACCGCCGCCAUCGCCGCCUUGGCCACCUUUUUUAUGGGGUUCCUGGCCAAUCUGCCCGUGGCCCUGGCGCCCGGUAUGGGUCUGAACGCCUACUUCGCCUACACCGUCGUGGGGCAUCACGGCUCCGGCAUGAUCCCCUACAGCAUCGCCGUCACCGCCGUCUUCGUCGAGGGGUUCGUCUUCCUAGCGCUCACCCUGCUGGGUAUUCGACAGUGGUUGGCUCGCGCCCUGCCGGCAUCUAUUAAGUUGGCCACCGGCACGGGUAUCGGCCUGUAUCUCACCCUGAUCGGAUUGAGUUACAGCGCGGGUAUCGGGUUGAUCACAGGCGCUACGGACUCGCCGCUGGAGUUGGCCGGUUGCUCGCAGAGUCAGCUGAACGACGCGGGCAUGUGUGAAGCCAGCGACAAAAUGCGCAGCCCGACCAUGUGGAUCGGUAUCUUCUGCGGCGGUGUCUUGACGGCCCUUCUGAUGAUGUACCGCGUGAAAGGCGCCGUCAUUAUGGGUAUCUUGCUUGUGUCUAUCAUCUCCUGGCCCCGUCCCACCGCCGUCACCUACUUCCCGCACACGGACGUCGGCGACAGCAAGUUCGACUUCUUCAAGAAGGUGGUCACCUUCCACCCCAUCAAGCAUACGCUCGUCGCUCAGGAUUGGAACAUCGCGGAGCACGGAUCGCAGUUUGGGUUGGCGUUUAUCACGUUCUUGUAUGUCGAUAUUCUGGACACUACUGGUACGCUGUACUCGAUGGCUCGCUUUGCCGGUGCCAUUGACGAGCGCACGCAAGAUUUCGAGGGCAGUGCGAUGGCCUACAUGGUCGAUGCAAUCUGUGUUUCGAUCGGCUCCCUCUUCGGCACCUCCCCCGUCACUGCCUUCGUGGAGAGCGGCGCCGGUAUCUCUGAAGGCGGGCGCACGGGCCUCACUUCCUGCGUGACCGGAAUCUGCUUCUUCAUCGCCGUCUUCUUCGCGCCGAUCUUCGCAUCUAUCCCUCCCUGGGCGACGGGCUGCACGCUCGUCCUCGUCGGAGCGCUGAUGUGCAAGGCCGCGGCGGAGAUCAACUGGCGGUACUACGGCGACGCGAUCCCCGCAUUCCUGACGAUCUCGAUCAUGCCGUUCACCUACAGUAUCGCGUACGGGCUCAUCGCGGGUAUUCUCAGCUAUAUGACCCUGAACAUCAUCACGUGGUUGAUCGAGAAGGGCACGUUCGGGCGCGUCGUGCCACCCAACAAGGACGAAAAGGACCCUUGGACCUGGAAGGUUCCUGGCGGUUUCUUCCCGCCGUGGUUGCGACGAGCAGCCCGCGGCAAGAAGGACUUUUGGCGCCCGUAUGAGAAUGAGGAUAUUGAUUUGGGCGUCGGUCCGGAUGGGUCGGUGUCGUCGCAGGAUCGAUACGCCGAGAAGACGGAUGGGAGGAAGGGAAUCCCUGCGUGA